AUGUUGCUGCUUGUGUUUGUUCUGUUUCCUAUUUCAACUGUAGCUGAAGUUUGUAGCGACGAUCCUUUAAAUGAAAGAGUCAUUUUUACUUGUCGUGAACGAUGUUGUGGUUUAGCACGUCAAUGUCUACCUACGUGUUUAAAUGUUACAUGUGAAAGUUCAGAAGAUUGUGAUGGUUUGACUUGUUGUGAUCAUAAAUGUCAGAAAUCAUCACACUGCUCAACUAAGAAACCACCAAUGAUAGUGUGGUUAUCAGCUUGGUUGGCCUGUGUCGCGCUGGUUAUAGCUGUGUUAUUAGGAUUUUGCUGGUGUAUUAAAAAGAAGAGUGGGCCGUUAGAUCCAACAAUUUCCACUGAAAUAUCAGAUGCAUUUUUGGAUAAAGAUCGUUCUGAGAGCUUAACAACUAUUGUAACAUGGACAUCAAAAGAGACUAUUCUUGCUUAA
This is a messenger RNA of Paramuricea clavata, 444 nucleotides long. The record is from the annotation of a GenBank genome assembly. NCBI's taxonomy places the organism in Eukaryota, Metazoa, Cnidaria, Anthozoa, Malacalcyonacea, Plexauridae.